CAGGUGAAAAACCCAACCAGGAAGUAAACAAUAAUGGCGAUGACUUCAAGAAAAAUAGUUUCUAAUGUUUUAAAACUAUUUAUUAUUUUCUUUAUUCAACAAACACUUUGUGAGAGACCCACCACUAGUUUAUCUUCAACCCAGAAGUUAUCGGAGGACAGGAAUGAGAUCCAUAUGAGAAGUGUCACCCCCACCAAGUCGUCAACUCAACAGGCAAGACUGCACCCGGGGGUCAUUGCAGCUGUGAUAUUCGUUACAUUUGCUGCAGUUCUUGCUGCAGUUUUUAUCAUCAGAAAAUACUGCUUUCCCCGCAGCGAGGCCACAUACAGGUACUCAGUGCUGAGGCGGAUGGAGGCUGAGGGGUCAGGAGGGACUGAGGAGGAGGAGGAGGACGGGCCCGGGCCCUACACACUGGGGGAGGACUCUGAUGAGGAUAUGUUGGAGUGAAUCAUCACUCGGAUGACACUGCUCUGCGCUCAGGUUAGCUGAGGUCGACUGUGAAGUGUGUGCGUGUGUGUACGUGCAUUCGCUAAGCAGUUACCUCUUCUUCUCCUUGCACCCCUUCCAGUCUACACGCCCCCGAAAUGGCUGCGCUCUUUUGCAUUGACUAGUUACAACAGGGCUAUUAUCCACUGAUGCUGGUUCUAAUUCAGGGAAUUGUUGUCAUGACAUGCAUACCUUAUUCUACACAUCUAGACUGUUAAUAAUAUUUGUAAAUAUAUAACCGAUACCAAUGGCAAGCUGACCAAAAUAACCAUUCUUCACAAGUAUAGAAGCUCGUUCUAUUUGUUACUGACCUCUUCAAGCACUGUUUCAGUUGUUGAGUAUUGUUGUGUCAUCUUUAAGUAUUAUUCACACAUUUAUUGUAAACUAUGUGGUACUAUGUUAACGUAACACAGCUGCCCAGGUUUUGUCUUUAAGACACAAAGCUGUUGUGGUUACGUCCUUUAAUUAUUAUAAUUUUUGUUGUCAUUUAGCUCUUAUCCAGAUCGACUUACAGUAGUGAGUGCAUACAUUUUUCGUUGUUUAUUUUCUUUUUUAAAUAUUGUAUAAACAUGUUGUAUAAAUGUAUUUCCCCCUGAGCAGAAAUUCAUAUGUCAAUCAAUCAAUCAAAUGUAUUUAUAAAGCCAUUCUUACAUCAGCUAAUGUCACAAAGUGCUGUACGGAAACCCAGCCUAAAACCCCAAACAGCAAGCAAUACAGGCGUAGAAGCACGUGUUUGCCGUUCUGUGUUUAGUGUUUGCCCUUCUGCACUUUGAAAUUAAAUCAUGUACAGUACCGUUACUGUGAGUUUCUUCAGUGCUUAUCAAUAAAGAGACGCUCUGCUCACCUGGCAUUAUCAACCACACCCCCACACCUGUGUAUGCUAAUCACAUAAACCAACAAUCCAAAGGGUGCAUAUGGAAUCAAGGAAGGGAGCGAUUCCAGUAACAAUAACGCCAUCAGGCCAGUGUAUGCCCUCUUGUCCUGUAUGCCCUCUUGUCCGUUGGCCCAUUCCCAAUCACACUGCUGUGUUCUCCGUUAGGUGUUUGAUUUCAACACUAGAGGACAGUAAAGGUAUGGCAAAAGUAAAUAGAACUGCUAAAGCUGCCUUUCUCAGGUGAAAGGUCUCAUUGUGUUGUAUUGUUUGAUCAAAUAUCCGUUGUCGUGUCCUCCACGGUGUGGCCAUCUUGUUUAUAUGGUGGGUGUGGGCAUAUUACCAUAUCCUGGUUUCACAAUGUAGCUUACAGGAGUGUUGGCAUUUACUCUAUACUAUAGGCUACAGGAUCAUCACUCUUGUUUCUCUAUUGAGGUUGAACACUGCUGUAGGUUUUACAGGAUGACGGUGGAAGUGGGGACUGUUGCUUGAGCUAUACAGCAUGACAGAGGAGAGUACUCCAGGCUGUCAGGAAAUACUUCAGGAAUCUCUUCUUCCAGUGUAAAGAACUGCCAAAAUACCAAGGAAUUGUCUUCUAAUUGGCUGUUGAGAUGAGACCAAGAGACGUUGUGUAUGCUGUUACUUUCCUCAUCGUCAUCCUCGUUAUGUGGGGAAUCUAUACCAACCCACCCUACAUCCAUCAGAGAGCAAGGGUUAUACAACAACAUAUCUUUGGAGCUCAAAGAGCAACUGUGGUCACUGCUGCUGUGCCUGAAAUCUCCCAUCCAAAAUGCAGCCUUUCCAAAAACUGCCCUAUCGACCAUUUUGCAUUUCAAAUCAAGAGUGGAGCAGCGACUGUUGUGGGCCCAAAGAUCUGCUUUGAUGGUAACAUUGUUAUGAGUGGUGUGAUGAACAACGUGGGACCAGGCCUGAACCUAGUGCUGGUGAAUGGUGAAAAUGGGAAGAUCGAAAAAUUUGACUACUUUAACAUGUACUCUGGAGAAACAAAGGCCAUCUUGGACUUCUUAAAGACGAUUAAACCCGGAAUGAUUGUUCUGGUGGCAUCUUUUGAUGAUGCAGCGACAAAGAUGACUGAUGAAAUCAGGAACAUAUUUGCGGGACUGGGAAGCAACAGUAUCAAGGAUGUCAAAUUCAGAGACAACUGGGUCUUUGCUGGAGGCGCUGGGACAGAACAGAAAAGCCCCUUUGAGAAGCUGGCUGCCAAUAAUCAGAAGACCAAUAUUUACGGAAACUGGCCAGAGAUGGUGGAAAUAGCCGGCUGCUUCCCCAGGAAGAUCUGACGUGACAUCCCAUACAGAGAUCUCCGAGUAUACUGAUCUAGAAUCAUGUCCAUCCUAUCCAUGUAUUGUUAUUCAUUAUUAUGUCAAAGGCUAAACAGAUCCUGAAUCGGUACUCAUACUAUAUGAGACGUUUUAUAAGUACAGGCCUUGAUAGACUUCCUAUGAAAAUGGUUCCGGACUGGCUUGAUGAUUGACAGAUCAAACAAACCACUGUCAGGAUCACUCAACUUUAAGGAACAACUUCUCUGUUAAGACUGGGCAUUCAUUGUGUGUUUUUUCAUGUCAGAUUAUUAUGGUUACAUAAUUUUUUGCAAAAUAGAGUAGUUUCAAAGUAUGUAAAACAAUAAAAAAAAAACAUGUGUUUUUAAGAAAUUC
This is a messenger RNA of Oncorhynchus kisutch (coho salmon), 3033 nucleotides long. Its product is annotated as protein FAM3C. The record is from RefSeq and is a predicted model, not a curated record. The transcript is spliced from 12 exons. The coding region runs from base 1969 to 2658 and encodes 229 amino acids. NCBI's taxonomy places the organism in Eukaryota, Metazoa, Chordata, Actinopteri, Salmoniformes, Salmonidae.